AUGGAACAGCCUCUCACACCACCGCCCUCUCGUCGUGUCCUACGAGUCCGCCAUCGCCCUCGCACCCGAACUAUUUCGGACGAGAAUAGAUGCAGCCACACCGCGAGUAUUCGACCCAGCGAAGGUUCCACCAUGGCAAUACGUGCUCGCAAGGAGCUAAGCUCAUCUCCGUCCCGCGGCCGCACUCGUUCCCGUGUCGUUCGUAAUGGACUCACUUUGAAUACCAACCAUAUUCGUCCGCACCUAUCACUUGCCUUACCGCCGUGCUGUUCACCGCCACCCCCGCUCAGUGAAGCCGGAACUACCGCCAGCGAUGAGGACCUUAUUUUUCAAAUGUCACCCAUUCAGACUCAGUCUCCGACAUUGUUGAGCUUUAGUGCUGUUGCUCACGAGGCACAUAUUGAAUCAAAUAGUGCAAAGCAGGCCACAAUGCAGUCACUGUCAGCCUUGUGGGAGAAACAUAAGAACAACAUAACCUCCGCAGCCUCUCAUACACAUGUACCGCGAACUCCUGCAAAACGCACCCGUGCAGAUACGGUCACGCAACAUCAGCGGGGCUUUUCUGACACUCAUGCGAGUGUGCUAGGGCGUCGUGAGCGCCGUAGCGAACAUCGACAUGUACAAAAUGCGAAAGCGUUGCUCGAUUUUUCUUCGGUGCUACAUGCCCCACCUACUCCGACAUCUCCCCCUCCCGCGGAACCAUUCAUGUAUAGCUUCCCAAGCUUCGAGUCUAGCCCGCUCGUGAAGGCCCGGGAGGCUCGUGCACGACGUCAAGCCAGCAAGCGUUCCAUGAAUGGCGAGUUCCUGACUGGAGAUUCGGAAAUGGAUCGGAUUUCUUGCGGCAAUGACAGCUCCUUAGAUGUUGAGAUGGACAACGAUUAUUCUCAGCGCCUCGGACCGAUCCGCGCGCGGAAAUUGCGUAUCCAAAGUGGCGAAUCUUUAUCUGAGGACAUGGACGAUGCAAACUUCAUCUCGCAUGCUUUUCAAUCUGCCUCCCUCGAUCCUGAGAAGGACAAUGGCUUAGGUGCAGAUGAAGAUAGGGAAUUUGACGAUGCCUACUCUUCCUCUCAGCGUUCAUCCUCGGUCUCAUCAUCCUCAGUGACGGAUGCUGCGAGUCUCAAUCAGAACAAUCCCCUCUCGAGUUCCCUCCUCGCUUCUUUCCCAGUCCGUCCGUCUUCACGCUCUCAGACUCAUUCCAACUCGAGUUCUCGACAGCCUUCUCGUCGUGCCAGUCCAACCGAGAUGAAUCCCGAGGCAAGUGCGAUUGCAAUGGUGACGCGAGGACGCGCAUCCCGACGUGCUAGCUCCGAGACGAAGCAAGCAACGACUGGAUGUGCCGGUGGCUACCGACGGGGACGAGGUCGCACUCCUGCUCCCGCACGACGCACUGGUGAGGAGGUCCAGGACCCAGCCAGUGCGGCAAGGGCAAGCCCACGCUAG
Molecule: messenger RNA, 1440 nt
Organism: Fomitiporia mediterranea MF3/22
Lineage: Eukaryota; Fungi; Basidiomycota; Agaricomycetes; Hymenochaetales; Hymenochaetaceae
Exons: 1
Coding region: 1-1440 (479 amino acids)
Source: RefSeq, a predicted model, not a curated record